CCCUAUGACGCGCACACGACCGGGAUGACCGGUGCCCUCAGCUACCACCCGUAUGGCAGCGCGGCCUACCCGUAUCAACUCAAUGACCCGGCCUACCGCAAGAACGCCACGCGGGACGCCACGGCCACGCUCAAGGCUUGGCUGAACGAGCACCGCAAGAACCCCUACCCCACCAAGGGCGAGAAGAUCAUGCUGGCCAUCAUCACCAAGAUGACCCUCACGCAGGUCUCCACCUGGUUCGCCAACGCGCGCCGGCGCCUCAAGAAGGAGAACAAGAUGACGUGGGCCCCGCGGAACAAAAGCGAGGACGAGGAUGAGGAGGAGGGCGACGCGGCCCGCAGCAAGGAGGAGGGUGCAGACAAGGCGCAGGAGGGCACGGAGAUGUCCGCGGAGGACGAAGGGAUCAGCCUGCACGUCGACUCGCUCACAGAUCACUCCUGCUCGGCGGAGUCGGACGGGGAGAAGCUGCCUUGCCGCGCAGGCGACCCUCUGUGCGAAUCGGGCUCUGAGUGCAAGGACAAGUACGACGACCUGGAGGAGGAAGAGGAGGAAGAGGAGGAGGGCGAGAGGGACCUAGCGCCACCCAAGCCCGCGACCUCGUCACCGUUGACCGGGGUGGAAGCGCCGCUGCUGAGCCCCCACUCCGAGGCCGCGCCCCGCGCUGGCGGCAAGGCGCCCCUGGGCAGCCGGACGUCGCCAGGAGCGCCGCCGCCCGCCAGUAAACCAAAGCUGUGGUCGCUGGCGGAGAUCGCCACGUCGGACCUCAAACAGCCUAGCUUGGGCCCAAGCUGCGGGCCGCCUACGCUGCCCUCGGCCGUGGCGCCUGCCUCGUCCGGGGCUCCGCCAGGUGGCUCGCCCUACUCUGCCUCGCCGCUGCUCGGCCGCCACCUCUACUACACGUCGCCCUUCUAUGGCAACUACACAAACUACGGGAACUUGAACGCGGCGCUGCAAAGCCAGGGCCUCCUGCGCUACAACUCGGCGGCAACGGCCCCUGGCGAGGCGCUGCACGCCGCCCCCAAGGCGGGCAGCGACGCGGGCAAGGCGGGAACACACCCGCUGGAGGCCCACUACCGGCCCCAAGGCGGCGGCUACGAGCCCAAGAAAGAUGCCAGCGAGGGCUGCAUGGUUGACGGGGGUGGCCAGUCCUACCUAUAGAAGGCCCCUGCGCAGCAAUAAAAGUAAGUGGGCACCUGGUGACUUGCAGGCGCAGUUGCGUGGAAACUUGCUCUAUGUGUAUCUCCUGCUUUGGGCUCCUUAGGCUGGAGAACAGAGCUCUACCAUCUUCCUACUCUGGUUUUCCCGGAAGGGAAGGAGCAGAGAACCUCCAUUCUAAUCGUCCAGUGUCUCUCCAGUUUGUGCAGGUUCACGCUUUAAUUGAAAUAGAUGACCCGUAGUGCUGCUGUGUCCUCUUGGACAGAAAAGAAUGGAAAAGAAAAAUUAGAGAAAACAACCUGGACAUUUAUUGGCAAUUUAGAACUUUUAUUUUUCUUUCUGGUGAGCUACUGUUAGAAAAACUCUGGCUGUCAAGACCCCUAGUCAUGAAGGCUGCAGAGUCAGAUGGGGCCUUAGUCUUCAAAACUAGUUUUCAAAUGAUUAUUAUCAGGCUCAAUGCUGGGAGCCCAGACGGACUGUCUAGGACCCUGCCCCUAGGUGGCCUGGCUGAAAGCAGUGUCUCCCUAGGUAGGUUCCUUUGCAAGGAGACAGGAUGACAAAUCACAGAUUUUGAAGAUGGAAAGGAAGCCCCCUGAUCCUGUGGGUUGUUAUUUCUUUAAUGAUAGUCAUAAUGUGCUGUUGGUGGCGGUGCUUCCAAAAGGAAGGAUUUGGGAUGAUUUGUUUUGUUUUCCCUUGGUCCACAGGUAGGUGUCACAAUUGCUUUGAGAAAUAAAUAAAUAAGUUACACACACACACACACACACACACAAAUAAGCCAGCUUCCCAAGGUAAUAAGUAUAUACAGAUAGAAAAGCCAGAUCCAGAUUCCCAACCCCGGAUGAUUGCAUCUUGUGCCAGAGUCAAUGAGAAGACACCAAGAUUGCCACCAGGCCACUAGUUGACUAGAAUUGACUUUUCUUGGACGUAUGUGACUUUGUGGGCCUCGUCUAGCUUCUCCUAUGUAAGUGUGACUUUUGCAAACAAAUCGAUCCGCCCUCUUACCCCCACCCCGGCCCCACUUCCCCUCAGGAUAUAUUCAUCGCCACAGUAUAUAUUCGAUAGGUGUGAUAGGGUUGACUUGUACAAUUUCUUUGUAAAAGCUGUACACAAUAGAAAUAAUAAAAUGUGAUUGAAGAACUUGAGUACUUAAGAAGUGGAGACAAAUUUGAUAUUUAUUUUUAUAAUGAUAUAAAGCUUCUAGUAAUUUAUGCAAGUUGUAUUGCAAUGGAAUCUAAACUCUUUUUUUGUAAAUAAAUCCUGCCUGGUUUUUAUUUGAACACUGCUGGUUAUACAAUCUUUGUUGGUUGUUUAACAAGGAUUCUUUACUAAUUUAUAUCUUUGAUUGUAAAUAAAAACAGACUAGUCUACAACA
Molecule: messenger RNA, 2527 nt
Organism: Echinops telfairi (small Madagascar hedgehog)
Lineage: Eukaryota; Metazoa; Chordata; Mammalia; Afrosoricida; Tenrecidae
Gene: IRX2
Product: iroquois homeobox 2
Exons: 3
Coding region: 25-1158 (377 amino acids)
Biological process (GO): neuron differentiation; regulation of transcription by RNA polymerase II; cell development
Cellular component (GO): nucleus
Molecular function (GO): DNA-binding transcription factor activity, RNA polymerase II-specific; RNA polymerase II cis-regulatory region sequence-specific DNA binding
Source: RefSeq, a predicted model, not a curated record